GCCACUUUGGUGCGCCAAGUGACCGCGGAGGACGUGGCGCAGGUCGUGUCCAGCUGGACCGGCAUCGCAGUGGAGCAGGUGAGUGCUAGCGAGUCCUCGCGACUCCUCCAUCUCGAGAAGGAGCUGCACGAGACCAUCAUUGGACAGGAUGAGGCGGUGCAAAGCGUCUCCCGGGCCCUGCGCCGGGCACGCGCCGGGCUCCGGAACCCGCAGAGGCCCAUGGCGGG
Messenger RNA from Symbiodinium pilosum, 227 nucleotides. NCBI's taxonomy places the organism in Eukaryota, Dinophyceae, Suessiales, Symbiodiniaceae. The record is from the annotation of a GenBank genome assembly.